Messenger RNA from Gigantopelta aegis, 6651 nucleotides. RefSeq lists its product as uncharacterized. Bases 436 to 5148 code for a protein of 1570 amino acids. Gene Ontology annotation, molecular function: protein binding. The transcript has 34 exons. NCBI's taxonomy places the organism in Eukaryota, Metazoa, Mollusca, Gastropoda, Neomphalida, Peltospiridae. The record is from RefSeq and is a predicted model, not a curated record.
CUUUAGUAACUAAAAUUUUAGUAUUGUUAUUUAUGCUCUUAAAUUAGUAAAUUCUGUCAAGAUUAUGAACCGAUGGAAUCAUGUUAAAAUCAUUAGUCGGAGCUGAUUCAGUUAACCUUAAAAAAAAUUCAAUAUAUCAUAUGUACAGAAGAACGUUUACAAACAAAAUGACGAAUAUGUUGAUGUUACGUUUAUCGGCGUUGGUUCUGGAAUUCAGUGAAGACAAAAAGUUCAUCACUUAACACAACAGCUUAACUAAUGCUACGAGGUGCAGUGGCAUGACAAAAUAUCUAAAAGAAAACCCAAACAGGCAAGGACUUUUAUUCUGAUCAAGUGAAGAGGUGGACGUUUUAACAGUGUGACAUCGCGCUGGGAAAUCUUUUAACAGCAUUAACACACACGUGUGCGACAUCGUGUUGGUGUUGACAAGUAACCAUGUCUGUGGUACACGCUAUAACGGGACUGGAUUAUUUGGAGCAGGGGCUGAAGAAUCUCAAAGGAUCAAAGAUGAUGGCAGUUCGAGAGUUCAAGGACAUGUUCUCUGCCAUGGAGUGCCAUUACCGAGAUUUCAGACUGUCGCAUCUGACGGGCAAGACCAGUGACCUUAUGGAACAAGCCCAGCGAGACACAAAGUUCUACAACAUUCUUGUCAAGAUGCUGUGUGAAAUCAAACAAGAUCGUGCCAAACAGCAGCAAGCAGGGCUGAGUAAAGUGUACGACUGGUAUCUGGCUAACAAACAUGUCCUGCACUCGGGGCCACGUUUUGGCAAAAAGUUUCACAGGAAAGAAGCACAAGAUAUUCUGAACAAAUCUGUUACAUCACCACGACAAACAUCUGAAGUACAUCACAUCCAUGCACAAAAGCAGAACGACAUUAUAUCAGAAGGACAUAGAGACAUGAAUGAUGCCAGUAAUGACAAUGACAUGCCAUCAGAUUUCUCUGAUACAGAAAUUGACAUUGAAUUCAAAUCAGCUAAGGAUGAUGUGGAUGAUGAUGACACAUCUAGAAUGGAUUCGCAGAUGCUUGGAAGUGAAUAUAAGGCAUCCUCUGUAAAAACAACACCUGUCGUACAAUCUGAUUUUGACUGGAAAGGAGGCCGGAAGAUGGUCCACUCUGUUGCAAGUAUAGUAAACCCACACGCCAACCCAGCCCUCACUCUGGACCCAGCACAAGAUCCAGGGCUGAUGUCACCAGGUCAGCAGAAUGCUGCAAGAAGUCUUGUAGUGAAAAAGAAGAAAUCGCAGAAAGGUGUGAUAGAAGCAAGUGUGAAGCAUACACCACUGCAGACCCAGGACGUCGGAGCGAGGAGUGUUUCUGUCUGCGAAGAUCGGUUGUCACAUCCAGUUCAGAUCAGUGUUGUUUUAUGUAAGGGUUGUAACUCAAACAAAUAUAUGGAGAUGGCCAAAUCUGGAUCUGAAUCCAGGAAUUUGCAGAGGCCAGUUGAAACUAAAGACAUACCAGAACAAGGGAAACCACUCCAUGAGCAAAGUUUGGAAGAAUUCUAUCGGACGACAGAAAUACUUUAUCCACUCGGUGCUGGGAACCGGUCUGCCUCUCGGAAAACACACUCAUCUAAAUCUUUGAGAAAGUCAAAGUCUGCUCCACAUUACAGAGAAAAGAACAGUUGCGACAGGUCCAGGCGACUGUCCAGACAGAGUGAGGACCCAAACCGUUUGGGCAGACAGCUGCAAAGUAGCAAGACACCUGUUGAUAAAGAGGGGAAAACUGAUAUAAAAAUGGACAUGCUCGUUUCAAUGAUUGAUUCUGUUAGUCACGAAAUGGUCGUCAACAGAGACCCGUGGUCAGGGAAUCUACUUCGUGGAUUGUCCCAGCGCUCAGCACGACCAAUACGCAGCAUCAGUCCUCCAGCCAGGACAAACACACCGAUCUUUGGUGUUGUUGAACAACAGACCAGAAAUGUAGACCAGGCACACCAAGAACCACACAGUGACAAAGGCACCUGGACGCUGUCCAAAUACAGACCCACAGAAACCAUCUCACCAUCUCCCAGACUCAACACGCAGCAACAAGACUCACCACAGAUUCAGGACGCAUCUAGCACCAGCAGAUCUAAACGGUCAAAAACAAGAUUAGGCAAAUCCAGUUACUCCAAGAACGUUCAGCGCCAGUCGCUGAGAUCUGCUGGUGGAAGUCAGUCAUCAUUGCAGCAGCGUCCAAGAACAGCGCCAGUGUUCCAUCAGAACAAAUUUGAUAAGAAGUUCAACAAGAGUACACAGGAUGGCAGUAAUGAGACAUCAACAAAGGAUCAUAAGAGUCUGGAAUCGGCCAUUCAUGUCAAGCAUCUCAUAGGCACAUCCAAAGGUGAUUCUGACAUGGAUUAUGAAUUUGAUGAAGAAUUCAUACGAGCUAUGCGUCAUUUGUCAAGAUCUGUAUCUGAAACUCAGCCCCCGCUAGAAUACGUGUGCUUUGUAACAUCAACACAGGGAAACAAAGCACCUGAAAGAUCAAAUGAUAAUAUCAAGACACAAGGACAAAUAAACUAUCCGUAUAGUAGUUUGCACCAGAUUGUCUCAAAAGUGUCGUCGGUGGAUCUCGCUGAUACUGUGUCGUCAAGGGCAGACAAUCUCGAUCAACAAGACCUCGGUGAAUUAGACGAUGAGCUCAGGGAUCUCUGUGAAGAAGAUGAUGAACAAGGUGAUGAUAAAGUGAAUGAGAACCUGCCCGGUGAGCAGGUUAAGACCCAGUUAGAGAAGAACAAGAACACGUUUGAUGUGACUGCUCAAGUCUCUGCCAUUGAUCUCAGUGUGAUUCCUGCUGACACCAGUACACAGGGUGGAGACUGGGACUUUCUCCCAGCCAAGGUAGGAGAUGGUAUACUUGGAGUGUUACUAGAGCAUGAUGUUGUUCCUUACAAUGACGAGAACUGUAACUUUGGACAGGACAAACUGAACGAUUCGGCCAAUUACACAGACGUCAAUGAACUAGCUAUGUCUACAGCUGUCCAUCAACCUUGCUCUUCUGAGAAAUGGAAGCUUUCUCCAAAGAAAACAGACGGGUUCAAAUCCAGAACAGUUUUGAAAAAUAUAAUGCCAGCAGGAAAACCUCAGUUGGACAUGACCACAGCCGAAGUGAAGUAUCAUCGAAUUCUGAAAGGGAAACCGAAUGCCUCACGCCUGCGUUCUCAGUCAGCCAGGGUCCUGGGCUCCCAUGGGAAACUGCUGUCUCGUCCCGAAGAUCUCUUCCUUGACUUCACCCCCAAGAUAACCACACGCAUGGAGCGAGCUGCCGGCAGGGUUCCCGGCACGGUGCCAAGCAGCACUGCGGCGCAGGUGUUACGCAUGACGAGACGGCAGAAUGAGUAUUUCAAACGCGCCCCACCCAUGAGGACUCCGCCAUCGAUACCGUCCCCCCACAGUCUGUUUGGCAGCAGGCAGUCUAGAAGUGAUAUGUUGUUUAACCCAGAGCUGGAGCACCAUGCCAGGAAAGAGAUAAAGCCACUGCAGUACAUGCAGCAUGUGCAAGAAUUGUGUCGAUCAGAUGGUCUGAGGUCUGCACCACCUCGACUGCCUCAAAACGAGAAACAACUUGAACCGUUUCUUCAGAUCUGCAGACUUCCAUCUCGCAGUCAGACAUUUGUUGAAACACCAUCAACUAUUCAUGAUGAAGAAUUUUCACCAGAUUUCACUUUGAAAAUUAAAAAUUCCUUGUUAGAGGAGAGUUCGGACAGUGAGGCGUCUACAAGUGGUCACGGUGCCGUGGCGGACAGACAGCUGAGUUGUGUUUCUCCGGCUAAACAGAGUCCAAGACUUGACAUCCGCCCGUACUCUCCGAGUGGACAGCAGCAGUGUCUGUCUCACCUUGGCAGACCCAUCGCUCAGUACCAGCACAUUUCAGAUCCUGAUGAGCUUACUAAAGCUGUUGAAACACAACAGAAGGCUGCUGCUGCUGUUGACAUACAAAGAAUAUUCCGAGGCUAUGUGGCUCGGGGUCAGUACAAGAAACUUCUGUCAGAAGAACGUAAACGACUGGAGGAAGAGCGAAGAGCUGCGGUGGAAAUUCAAAGAGCUUACCGAGAACAUCUAGAACGUAAGAGUGUGAUACAGCAGCGAGGUUUGAACCAGGACAUGGUGACGUGGUCGCAGGACUACAAGACUCUGAGAGACGAGAAAGAGCAAGAGAGACAGGAGAAACUCAACGAGGUUGCCAAGAAAAAUGCUUAUUAUUACCACUCUGCUGCUUCGAAAAUUUCGGUGAUUGGCCCCCAUGUCGAUGUUUACUCAGUGUGGCAUCCCAAGGUGACGGGUCCGACGAAGCGUGAACUUUACCUUAUUACUGUCGAGAUUCAGAGACAUGUUCGUGGAUGGCUUGUGCGAAAAACACUCGAGAAACUAAAGAGAAAAGCUGUGUGGAAUGGUUCAACCUUUUCCAAGAUGGUUAGGGAAUACAAAAACAUGUUGAUAAGAGUACAGAAACAGCACGGGAAGGACAGAGUUAAAACACCGUUCACAUUCAAAGAGUUUGAUAAUUACCUGGAUCUGAGGAGGCGCUAUGAGGGUGUGUUUGAGAGGAAGGCAUUUGGUGGGGAACUUGAUAUAUCGGAGCUAGAAGAGUUCUUCCAUGAGUCAGACUUGCACCCAUCCGUGGCUGAGAUCGAUGAAGCCGUUGAUGUUGUGUUCCGUGGUCAGGGUAUGAAGAAGGGUCGAGGACUGAAGAAGAAGGAAGUGCUGGAUCUCAUCUUCUACAUUUACGUUCCCAAGGCCACAGACCUGCACGACACCCGCAUCUCAACAUGGAUGAACCCGAUCAUCGAUGGAGUGGAGGCCAGGAAACUUCUCGGUAGUGAACUGGUUGAGAAAGCUCCACUGAGUGUGUGCAUGCAGCUGGUGAUCGACUCGAAACGUGAGAGACGAGAACGCGAGGCAGAAGCAAAACGCAAGAAGCGUGAAGAGGAAGCAGCGGCGGCGAGCCAACUAGAGGAGGAAUUAACUAAAGAAAGCGAACCUACACAGACUGAAACUCUGAAGAAGCCUGAGAAUGGUAUUCUCAAAGGACAGAAGGCUAGCAAAGAAGAGGACAGCAAACAACAGAGGGACGGCAAAGACCAGAAGAAUGGCAAGAAAGUUAAUGAAAAACAGAAACAAGUGAAAAUUGUCGACAACAAAGCAAUACAUAACAUUCCAUCUUAGCAUUUCAUGUGGCUUGUAGUUUAUCAGUCUAGAAACGAGCUGUGUGGUACUGAUCUUGCCAAGCUGUAAUUUUCAAUAAGUUUUAUCAAUAAUUUCGAGGGUUUAACCUUUAAUGUUUAAAUAUAUGCCAGAUCGAACACAAAUAAAGUCAAAAAUGUAUCUUGGAAAUGCUAGAACCCUGGGCCCAUAUUUUCGAAGCAGUCUUAGCCUACGAAAUCGUAAAAUUAUCGUAAGCUAUGACGUCACUAUGGCAUGUGCUGCAGUGACGUCACACUCUACGAUGGUUUUAUGAUUUCAUAGCACUAAGAGAGCUUCGAAAAUAUGGUCCCAGAUGUUGGAUAGAGACCAGGGAUCUAGCUAUACAGUAAAAUCUUUCAUAAUAAGCUGUAAAAAUAAAUAACUGAUAACAGGUGACACGCUUGAGAUUUUACUUGUAAUAUGAAUGAACUCGGUUGUAUUUCAUGAGUCGACAGAGACAGUAUACCAGUACGUACUCUAUGUUCAGUUAUUCCAGAUAUUCUCAAAACGUGUCAAAUAUAAUUGAAUUGGUUUAGAUUAAAGACAAUCUCAAAACAUAUGUAAAAAGCCCGAACCAAAAACCUAUUUUAGUAUUAAUUGUGGAAAUGACAGUAUUUUUAAACACUUUGUCAGACAAACAUGUCCACAUUUAUCAUCUACAUUGCAAUUAUAUUUUUAAAAUCUUAGAAUUAUAUCAGACAUUGAAAGUGCACAAUGUGCUUUCUUAUAAUCUAUUUAUCAAUCAGCUUUUGCUUUCUAUCUUAUUUUUGGUAAUAUUUCAGAUAUAUUGAGAAUUCUUAAUUUUCAGCAGCAAUAGUGUAAAUCUUACGUUUUUAAUCCAUAUUCAUCAGUCACAAGUCUUCCACAAUUGUUAUAAUAAUUACACUACAAGUCUAAGUUCUAGAACUGCUUCUCCAGUGUCUAGCCUUUGCUUUUGAGCCUUGUUAUUGUUUUGAACAUAUUACACACACAUCUACAAUACAGUGAAAGAACAUGUAGAUUUACUACAGAUACUGGGCUUUAUUGGCAGCCAAUUCAUGUUGCUGCUUGUUAACAUACUUGCUUCGAAUCGAGUGGUGGGUAGGCCAAUUGUUUGUGGUUUUGGAGCAAAAGUUGUGUUACCAGGAUAACGUUAGUUGUCUGUGAUAUUUUUGUGUUGAAUUAACCUGUGAAGAAUGUGCUGUUAUAUGUCAGUUGUUAAAUCUGUGAUGUUGCUGAAGUCCAGUCUGUGAUAAAAUGUUACGGUUUUUUUAAUUGUUUAAAUUUUAAAGUUUUCUUUUUAUGUACAGACCAAAUCUAUAUAUAUAUAUAUUUUUGCAGAGUAGGUAGAUACAGUUUCUUAUUUAUAAUAAAAUACAAUACAUGCAUAGGGUAAUAUGUAUAUAUCUUAACUGACAGGUUGGUGUUUUCGUAUGGAAAUUUUGUUGAAUGAAUAAAAGAUUGAGAGAUUAUAUAUGUAUAUUUGAAUAAAAUAAAAUCAUUUUA